AGCUGUGUGUGGUGCUAUAUAUAUAUCCCAACACCUGAUUACCUUUCACUCGUCUGUCUUGCUCACAAUGAUGGGAAGCUGCGUGGCUCUGUGGGGCAUUAUGGUGCUGCUACUUUUCCAGGGAGUCACCAGCGCGGCCACAGGUUGGCAACAGCUUAACAUUGAGGCGCUGAUCGAUGACUUCGUCAAAGCUGCUGCAGGUAGGAACAGCGUGCUUUGGUGGGACAUUGCCGCUCAGCAAGAUGUUCUCAAGAGCAACCCUCACUUUCGGAAUCGAAAAGUGACAGUCUCAACGGGUCCCAUCGUCUAUGGCAACGAAACGACCGUUUCCAUGAAACCCCCGGGCCACCACGUGCACUGGAUACACAACGAUCGCUACAACGAAUCACAUACAAGCGUGAUAAAGAAGACUUUCACCAACACAAAGAGUUACACAUGGAGCAUGGCACAAACUUUUACCUUGAGUCACACAGUAAAAGUGACAGUGGGACUCCCGGAGGCGGUCAGUGUCGAGUCGGCGACCACAGCUUCAUUGCGGCUCCAGCACGGCUCAAGCGAAACGAAGAGUGACAUUUCAAAGGUUGAAGUUUCUGAAACCGUGACCGUAAAGCCGAGACGUUCAAUGAAGCUCAUAUGGACUGUCAACAACGUCGUCAAGGACAUACCAUGGACCAUGAACGUUACGCUGCAUGGAUGGAUCGCGGUGUGGUACUACAACAAGGUUUCAAAACACCACCUCUGGUUCUAUCCAAUUGAUUUCAUCGCCGGAGAAGGAUUACAACAUAUUCCAGGAGGAGGCAUCCAGUUCACGGCCAAAGGAAAAUUCACAAAUGUUAAUUCUCAGGUGUCCUCAGUAAGGUUGGAGGACCACGACCUUCGGGCGUACUCUUCCAAGCCUUUAAGUGUCACAUACCAACCAGUGAAUGCGACACGUAUUGGUGCAGUUGAAAGUGAACAGUUCGAAGCACACCGAAGGAAAACAGCUGGGUCACACAUUCGAACACUGAAAAAAGCCAGGAUGCUGGUGGGAACGGUGAAACAAAGCAUAGAAGGAAUAAGUUAAGUAUCCGUUUCCACCUCAUUGACUUUCCUUGAGGAUGAACUGCAACACACUCCAAGGUGCCAUACAGUCCCCGCCUAGAGGAACUUUCGUUAAUUUAAAUUUCUAGGUGACUUCACUGAGGGCGUGGUGCUAUCGCCUGAAGCGAUACUGUUCGAGGAUUUUAAAUAUUCUCUAUACCCACCAAAGAAGGAGGUGUCUGUUACGGGUCUAGGACGUUUCGGCGCAGGGUGUCUUAGUACAAGACAUCCUGGUGCAGACGUCUCGGUACACGGACAUUUGUGUACACGGACGGUUUGGUACACGGGCAUCUCGAUACAAGAAUUGUGCGUGGGAUUUUUUUUCCACACCAGUACGUUGGUUGGCUACUGAGACGACCAAGGAUUUGAAUAAAGUGGUUCA
Messenger RNA from Ornithodoros turicata, 1462 nucleotides. RefSeq lists its product as uncharacterized. The transcript is spliced from 5 exons. Gene Ontology annotation, cellular component: extracellular region. Bases 68 to 1063 code for a protein of 331 amino acids. The record is from RefSeq and is a predicted model, not a curated record. Lineage: Eukaryota; Metazoa; Arthropoda; Arachnida; Ixodida; Argasidae.